CGCAUCAUCAUCCCAUUGUUAGCCAGAGCCCAUCAGCAAUUCUUUAAUUCCAUAAACGGGCCACCUUAGAGGCCCAGAUUAACACACUGGGGUGGAGAGCUAGGGCUAGGGUUUUAUUCACGUUCCCAGUCUCCUCCUCCUCCCCGCCAAGGCGGCGACCCGGCUGUUCUCCUUCUUCUCCAAGCUCGCAAAUCGGACCGCCGCAAGCUGAAGCAGCUGAGCUAGGGCACAAUGGUGAAGUACUCCAGGGAGCCCGACAAUCAAACCAAGUCCUGCAAAGCAAGAGGCUCUGAUCUAAGGGUUCAUUUCAAGAACACUAGGGAAACCGCUCAUGCUCUCAGGAAGAUGCCUUUAGACAAGGCUAAAAGGUAUUUAAAAGACGUUCUGGCCCACAAGCAAGCCAUUCCAUUCACUCGUUUCUGCCGCGGGGUUGGACGAACAGCACAGGCAAAGAACCGGCACCCUAAUGGACAAGGUCGGUGGCCUGUGAAAUCUGCCAAGAUAAUUCUUGAUUUACUCAAGAAUGCUGAAAGUAAUGCUGAGGUGAAAGGAUUAGAUGUGGAUUCCCUCUUCAUUUCCCAUAUCCAAGUAAACCAAGCCCAGAAGCAAAGACGUCGCACAUACCGUGCUCAUGGGAGAAUUAACCCCUACAUGUCAUCCCCUUGCCACAUUGAACUGAUUUUGUCUGAAAAGGAAGAGCCUGUCAAGAAAGAGCCGGAAUCUCAGCUGGCAGCGAAGAAAGCUUAAGGGGCUUAGGAAUGCAAACAUUCAAAAGGGGAGUUUCAGAGUAUUUUUUUUACUCCAUUUUGCGCACGCCAUUUAAACUAGUUGUUUAGAUCUUGUCUUUGAGGAUGGAGUUUAUGCAUUGCCUUCCUCUGUUGUUUUUGAAGAACUUUUACGUUAUUAUGACUGCGGUUUUCCGACAUUCUAGUCGCCUUGCAACACUUUCGUCUUUGCAUUUCAAUUCCCUAGAAGCCUUGAAAAACAUUUCAUGUCUUUCUUAUCAUUAUACUAUUGAGACACCAUUAUUCUGCCCCGUAUGAAAAACUUUUUCACAAGGGUGCAACUUUAAGUUUUAGAAUGGUCCGACUAAUUGAAAUAAUCAAACAAAUAGAACACAAAUCG
Messenger RNA from Cuscuta campestris, 1125 nucleotides. NCBI's taxonomy places the organism in Eukaryota, Viridiplantae, Streptophyta, Magnoliopsida, Solanales, Convolvulaceae. The record is from the annotation of a GenBank genome assembly.